GCUGUGCGCGUGUGUGGCGAAGCCGUGUGGCGAGGCGGCAGGAAGAGCCAAACCAGUGAGAGGUUGCAGUGGCAGUGGGUCGUGUGGAUUCCUUCUGAGGAGGAGGAGAGCGUGUUGGUGCCAUGGAAGGGGAAAAGAGCAGCAGAAGGAGCUGCUCCACUCAGACCUGUUUCAGUGAAGAUUUAGGCGAAGACUCGCAGCUGGAUUAUCUCAGUGCUCAGGAGGAGUAUGAGGAGGACAGGAGUGAGUUUUCUGUGCUGGGGGAGGUCGGAGAAGCGAAGGACCUGCCACUGACUGCUGACAAGGUGCAGCCCCAAAUCACAGCGGGGGGAGAAGGGUCUGGAAAGAGCAAAAGACGCACCCAGAGCGUGGCCCUGGAUCCAGACGUGCCUUUCCUGCCCCUUUCCGGGGAAAAGGCCCAGCUCAGCAGGCAGGCAGAGCCCUCCAGUCCCAGCGGCCGUGAGGAGCCCGCGCUGCGCACGUGUGCUGCCAGCGGCACUGCGGAGGACGGUGAAACCCGCUUCCCGGUCCCUGAAACCCUCCCCAGCACGCAUCCCAUUGCCGGCAUGGAAGCUGCGGAUAAAUGCUCAGGUGGGAGCCCCAGUGCCGAGGAGUCGGAGCGCGGUGAAGCGCUGGGGAGCGUUCCCGGUGCUGACUCCAGAGCUGCCGUCCCGACGGGCAGGGGCAGCCGUGCCUGGCUCUGUGUGCGCUCCAGGGCAGUGAACACGGAGGUAACCAUGAUGAACAGAGCUCCACCCCUGGCGUGGCUGGCUCAAACCACCGCGGACGCUGCUUCCAACACGGAAUGGUCCAUCAGAGCUCAGAGCUCCCGGCAGGAAUCAAAAGAUCAUCUGUGCAUCUGUGACUGGAAGACAGGCACCAGCAGGCCAGCCUAUCCCAACAAGAAUACUUGGAAGAAUUCUGUGUCAGGCUGCUGUCAGAACGUCCUGCAGAGAGCGGCUGAAGCAGAGCUGCAGCUCCUGGCUGCCCACUACGACCUGUGCUACCAGCACUGCUUCAAGGUUUAUGAGCUGGCUUUGCAGGAAAACACCCAUUUUGGGAGAUGUGAGAAAAAGCCUGAGUUACAUUCAUCUCUCACGUUGGUUUUGGAUGAGCUGGACAAUAAUUACAGCUACAUGAAAAAGAAAAUAAACAUGGGCAUACCUUUAAAUGAACUUCCACCACUGUCAGUUGAGCUGAAGCUUUCCCCAAUCUCUUCCUUUUACGUCCCCUCCAAGUUUUUUGGAAGGAGUCUUUACUCUGAGCGGGUACAUGAUAGAACAUGUUCAGGAACCCUGUCCAGUGACUUUCUUGAUCUUUCAGGUGGAGGGAGAGCUGACUCUGAAGAACCCAAACUGCAAGAAAAAGGGAUUUCUGUCAAUAUGGACGAGUUGCAGACUGAUGGGGAUCCGCCGGGUGACUCUGCCUCCCCGGAGACAUGGGAAGAGCAGCCCAAAGAUCAGGCUCUGGAGCGUGAAUUCCCAGCUGGUAAUGUCACCUCUUCGAUAUGUAGUACCAAGAGAUGCUGUGUGAAAAAUGAGGAAGGGAGUGAGUAUUGGUUUGAUGCUAAGGAAGACUUGUCAGUGGGAGAUCUUUCAGUAAAGUGCAAAGAAACGAAAAAGCAGCAAGGAAAGCAAGACUCGAUUGACUCAAGAGAAGUGAAGACAGUGAAGAGUGGGAAUGAACAUUCUUCUGCUCAUGUUGGUGGCCCAAAACCCUCAGUGCCUGAGGAUCCUGGGGAAAAUUCCCUGCAGAAGACAUCCACUUGUUCCUCUGUUGGCCAGUCUGGUAUCUUUGUUUCUCCUUAUGCCCUGAACUUGAGCAGCUUUACCAAGUUAAUAAAGAGGCUUCAAGAAAGGCAUCCAGGUUUUAGCAAACAGGAAAUUGUGGAGGCUGUGCAGGAGGUGAGGAGAAUCAACAAAGGUGUCCUGAGUGGCUUAUCCAUCAGUUCCAUUGAGGAGAAGACCUCUGCCAUUCUGAGGAGAUCGGUGUGCUGUGCUCAGCAGGAGUAUGAUUAUUUGGUUUUGCAGUGGUGCGUGGGCUCUGCAGUCCUAAUUGUUCCUAUUGCACGCCGCGGGCGCGGAGCCCGCCCGGCCCGGGAGCGGAGCCGCUCCUGCCGCGGGGCCAUGGCCCUGCUCCCGCGGCGCUUCCUCUGCUUCGUCCUGGCCCAGCACUUCAUCGCGGCCACGGCGUGCCAGGAGGCCGACUACGGCUGGAUGAUCCGGCACUACUGCCUCAAGCAGUUCCAGCUCAGCAUGGAGGGCAUCGGCCAGCGCCUCUGGUGCGACUGGGACGAGACCGUGGGCACCUACGGGGAGCUGACCAACUGCACGGCGCUGAUCGCAGAGAGGCUCGACUGCUACUGGCCCAACCGGCUGGUGGACGAGUUCUUCGUGGCCGUGCACAAGCAAUACUUCAGGAACUGCUCCCCGUCGGGCCGGGCCCUGCACGACCCCCCGAACGGCGUGCUGUGCCCCUUCAUCGUGCUGCCCGUGCUCGUCACGCUGCUGAUGACGGCGCUCGUGGUGUGGAGGAGCAAACGCAGCGAGGGCAUCGUGUAGGCACGGCGGCGCCGGGCGGGGCUCCCCGGGAAGGUGGCCGGCGUUCGGGAGGAGGAUCGCCGAGGGAAGGAGCCCCGGAGCACGGACAGCAUCGCCGCCGCUCCUGCGGCCCGCUGGUUCCCAGUAGAUGUCAUGGAAGCGACGGGUGUCGGGCAGAACGGGCAGCGGGGACUCCGCCUCUCCCUGCCGCUCCCGGUGCCAAACGGGAAAAACUCAAAGGGAAAAUCCAGACCCGAGGGGGAUGCGGGCAGCUGGAAUCCUGCCAGCCCCGCGGGGCCGGCCCGGCAUCGACACACGCGAGACCGGCGGGUCUGGGAGCGCCUGAACAUCUUCCUCUCUCUGUGCUGUUUGGGUUUCCCCCACCCGUGGAAAGGCACCUUCUCGCUGGGUUGUGCCGGGGACGUGGGGAACAACGCGGGCAAGCCUGCCGUGCUGCCCCGGGGCUAGCAAGGAACGGGAGUAAGGUGCUUCUCCUACCUAAAUAAAUAAAUACACACAUGAAUAAA
Messenger RNA from Hirundo rustica (Barn swallow), 3067 nucleotides. Its product is annotated as RNA-binding protein 44. Bases 123 to 2561 code for a protein of 812 amino acids. The transcript has 18 exons. Gene Ontology annotation, biological process: G protein-coupled receptor signaling pathway; calcium ion transport; regulation of G protein-coupled receptor signaling pathway. Gene Ontology annotation, molecular function: coreceptor activity. The record is from RefSeq and is a predicted model, not a curated record. Lineage: Eukaryota; Metazoa; Chordata; Aves; Passeriformes; Hirundinidae. Gene Ontology annotation, cellular component: membrane; cell surface; signaling receptor complex.